AUGGUUAGAAAUCCGAUGGUAAUCAAUCAAGGCGGUGUUAACAAUGCUAAUUUUCCUAUCUACACUCCGAUGACCAGUUUUCAGACUCAUGGUAACACUUCUUUGGGUGGUAGUCGAAUUCCAGCUAACACUUCAAUUGUUUAUUUUCAAAUUUGUGGUAACACCGCGGGCAUCAUCAAUCCAAACCAAGUACCACCAAAAGGAUUAAAAAAGAGAGCUAAAGAUGCCCAAACAUCAAGUGGCAAAAAAGAUUGGGGAGCUUUGACAAAUGCAUGGUUGAAUGUGUCUUUGGACCCUAUUGUGGGUAACAAUCAAAAUACUGCAUGCCAUGUGGUAUGGAAGGAAAACAUGGGGCCUGGAUGCAAAUAUCUUAGAUCGUCUAAUAGUUUACAAUGCCAUUGGUCCAUAAUACAUGCAACAGUUAACAACUUUGCAGGAGAUUAUUCUAAACUAGAGAGGCAUCCUCAGAGUGGUACAAACUCAAAAGACUUGAUUCACAAGGCGUUGGGUAUGUACAAGGAUAUAGAAGAUAGACAAGCGGAUGAUGAAAACAAGUCGCCUACAUCGGAAGAGUAUUUGUUGAAUAUCACUGAUGAUAACGUAACACCUGAAGGUGUGGUGGAUGCAUUAAACCAGUUGCAGUCCACUUUGGCAAAGCAAAUUAGUAUCAAUGAAAAAACUUGGGAGAUGAGAAAGAAAAAUGAAGAAGAAAAUAUUCAGUUGAAAAGGCAGACACUAAACAGAGAGAUGGAAAUGAAGAUGAAAGAACAAAAGAGAAAGCGACAAGAACGGAUAAUGAACCAAGAUUUAAGUAAGCUUACACCUGUAGCUAGAAAUGCAUAUGAAGCCAUGCUGACCAAGAUUUUGAAAGAAUGGGAAAAAGAUGAUAUUUGA
This is a messenger RNA of Striga asiatica, 894 nucleotides long. The record is from the annotation of a GenBank genome assembly. NCBI's taxonomy places the organism in Eukaryota, Viridiplantae, Streptophyta, Magnoliopsida, Lamiales, Orobanchaceae.